AUGGCGGACAGUAUCAGUGCCAACAACAGUGCUUCAGUGCUUCAGGAUAACAGUGCCUCAGUUGAUCGGAUUUCAGUUAAAAUCCCACCGUUUUGGCCCAACGAUCCUGAAAUUUGGUUCUUGGACAUCAUUGUGUCACCACCAGCUACAGAGAGGUACGUAAAAUUAAAGGCAGAGUUAAUUAAGAGACUUAGUGCAUCUCAACAACAAAAAAUUAAAAGACCACUUGAGCAUGAACGACUGGACGAUCGACGACCUUAUCAAUUCUUACGAUAUUUACAGUCUUUAGCAGGCAAAACAGUACCAGAUAAUAUUGUAAGGUCUCUGUGGUUAGGUAGAUUGCCAUCGUCUACACAGGCUAUUCUAGCUACUCAAGCGAAAGCUAGUUUGGGUGCAGUUGCCGAGCUAGAUGACACAAUCUCCGAAGCAAUAGCUCCUAGCGUCCAUAUGUCAGAAGUUUCCAACGCACGUGAAAGUACUAUCGACAAAUUGACAGCCGAAUUAGCUGAAAUAAAAUUUCAGCUAGCUAGUUUGUCACAGGCUCAAGCACAAACUAACACAUACCGUCGUAACCGCAGCAACGCAAGAGGCAGACCUUAUCCAAGAGACAGAAGCUACAGCAGGCAACGUAAUAGUGACAUAUUUUGGUAUCACUACCGUUUUGGUGACCAGGCUCAAAAGUGCUCUCCUCCGUGCAAGCAUCAGGGAAACAUCGCGGGCAGUCGGUAA
Diabrotica virgifera virgifera (western corn rootworm) is the source of this 729-nucleotide messenger RNA. RefSeq lists its product as uncharacterized. Bases 1 to 729 code for a protein of 242 amino acids. The transcript has 2 exons. NCBI's taxonomy places the organism in Eukaryota, Metazoa, Arthropoda, Insecta, Coleoptera, Chrysomelidae. The record is from RefSeq and is a predicted model, not a curated record.